AUGGAAAAUUCGUUAUCGUUUUGGUCAGAUGACGAAAAUGUCGAUGAAUUUGAUGAACAUGAACAACAUCCAUAUUAUGUUUUGGAUGGAAUUCAAACUCGAAUGGUUUGGGUAACAAAUUAUAUCAAUAAUGAAGAUUUCUCAAUCAAUGUACCAGUUGAUGAUCCUGUUCUUCAAUUGGCUAGUACUUUUUCUGAUACCAUUGACGUUGAACCAUUACUUUUAAAAAACAAAGAUGAUGAAUCAUUAGUCAAUAAAAUCCAUACUCUUGACUUAUCAAAAUUAAAUUUAGAUGAUUUAUUAUUACUUUUAUAUCGACUACAACAAAAAACAACAAAAAAUUCUGUUGCAACGUCACCGUCUACUACAAGUUCUUCAUCUACAUCAUCAUCGUCAUCAUCAGGUUUUAUAGAACGUCAACCAUCAUGUAAAAUAUCAUCACAAAUGUCAAUACGUCAUCCAUUAAAUUCAAGACAUUCUCAUACUGUCCAUUCAUCUCUUUCAAUGCUCAAUGAAAUACCAUCUUAUUCACAUACAAACAAUCGUCAACAAACUUCUUUUUCUUUAUCAAAUAUGGCAGAUGUACCUAAACAAUUGACUACAACAUUAGCUAAACCAAUAUCAUCAUUUCAUGCUCAUAAUACAAAACAUAUUCAUUCACCCAAUGAUGUUGUUGAUAAACUUCUUCAAUCUUUCAAUCUUCAAAAUUAUAAUCAAAAUAAUCAAAAAUUUAUUGAACAUAAACUACAACGAUGUUCAUCACGUUAUACUUAUCAACAAUCUCAACAACAUAAAGCAAAACUUAUUUCAAAUCUGCUUUCUUCAAAUUCGAUUCGAAAACUUCCUUGUCAUCUUCAUCAAAACAAUUCGUAUCACUAA
Messenger RNA from Rotaria sp. Silwood2, 879 nucleotides. NCBI's taxonomy places the organism in Eukaryota, Metazoa, Rotifera, Eurotatoria, Philodinida, Philodinidae. The record is from the annotation of a GenBank genome assembly.